GGUUACAACAGGUUGUUUAUAUCGGAAGUGAAGCGCAGAAGGCGCUGGAAGGCAGGCACCUUCCUUAUGUGCAUGGUUUAAAAGUUAUAUGUGCUGCCGUGAGUUGAUCUUUUAUUUCAAAUAAUGUGGCGGAAUAUCAGGUAGUUUAAAAUGUUGGUUGGCUACAGCAGCAGCUCGGAGGACGACGGUGAGGCUGGCGGUGAAGCUGAAGGAGACAAAAAUCAGAGUGAAACUACCUGCCGAAAGUGCCAAGAGGAAGAUGAUGGUUUGCCAACGAGGAAGAAACCCAAAACUGAGGAAGAGGGCCCCAAAUCAAGACUGCCUCUCCCUGGCUGUGUGUUGGCCAUGUUUCCAGACGAGGUGGACUCACAGACUGAAGACAGCUCUCUUCAUGGUGGACGCAUCCGCUCCUUCAAGCAUGAAAGAGGAAACUGGGCUAGCUACAUUUAUUUCCCAUAUCAUCCUGAGGAAGAGUUUGGGGAGCUGUUGGAUGGGAUUCUCUCGGCAGCAGGUGCCCGGGGUGUGGUUUUGACUGCGCAGGAUGAGUUCCACCUCAGCCUGUCCCAGACAGUGGUGCUCAGACACCACUGGAUCCAGCCGUUCACACAGAGCCUCAAGUCAAGCCUUACAGGCUGCAAAAGGUUCGUGUGCUCGGCAGGGAGACUGCGCGUGUACUCUAAUGCAGAGAAAACGAGGACAUUCCUGGGGAUGGAAGUGUCAACUGGGCAUGCUCAGUUGUUGGAUCUGAUCCGAACUGUUGACAGGACGAUGACAGAGUUUCGCCUGGAGACUUUCUAUAAGGAUCCAUCCUUCCACGUGAGUCUGGCCUGGUGUGUGGGAGACCAGACAGUGCAGAUGGAGGAGUGCAUGCAGGAGCUGCAGAGUCUAGUAGACGACCAUGAAGACGGACCAUUUGUGUUGAGGCUGGACUGCUCGGAGCUUCGCUGCAGGACGGGAAACAAGACUUUCCGCUUUCCUCUGGAAUCCUAAAACAUCAAGUGACUAAUGGAGUAAAGCUGAUAUUGUCUUUGCACAGCUAUGAGGAAGACUCGUUACCUCAGCUCUGACUCCAGUGUUCACUGAAAUGCUAACAUUUUAAAGUCCUUUAAAAACUCCUGGAACACCCCAACAAACACAAUCACGGCUAACUGCAAAAGUAUUGAAAUGUUUUAUGUAUUUAAAUAAAGCUGUUACUUCUUUCGUACUUUUCCAUUACGUAUGGGACAGCGGUGAGAGCUCUGAAGAAUUAUGGCAUAUGCAUUACUGCGUCGCUGCAGGGAAGUUGUGGAUUUAGUCAGCAUAGAAACCUCAAGUGUCACAGCUGUAAGUUUUAAAUUUUAGCUCCAUGUUUUUGUACAUUUUUGAUUGGCUCCCCCUGGCAAACAGAAAUAAUGGGGCUUCCUGUGGUUAGAGCAAAGGUUGUGUGGGCGCCUGACUUGAUCAUAUAAAUCACAUAGUCCUAAUCUUCCUAUACAACAUCCAUACAUGGAGAAAAUAAAACAGAGCUUUAGAGUAAGGUAUACAAGAGGGAUUCACUGCAAAUAUUUGAAAGAAUUUAAUGAAUAGAAGGCAGCACGUGAAUAAGUAGAUCAUCUUGGUCUGGUCCGGUGAGGGGCAGCAUGGCACAAUACAGUCACGUCAGAACAGAUUAUUUGAUUUUUAACUUUUCACAUCCACAAAAGAAAAACCCAUCUCAUGGUCUUGAGUCAUCCCCUGGUGGCUGUAAUUAAGCUUCAGAGCAUGAAAUCCAGUGUCAAGAACUAAUUUAUUGAAUCAUUCUGUCCUGAUGUAUACAAAAGUCGUAGGAUUUAUUAAAAUCAAAUCUUUGUCCUGAACAAACCAUCUUAGAUUUUCAAAAAGCAUCAGCUCUUUAAAUGAUGGCAUUCAGUGUGAUCAGUACCAGACACAGUCAGAAGGGGGCCCUCUUCCCCAGACUGGCCAGCCCAGGUUGGGCUCACCCUCUGAGAGAAACCCAAAACAGACCUUUUGAUACGUCUGCACAGAGUAAAGUUUAAACCCACAAAUGUAAACAAUCAGUUGUAAA
This is a messenger RNA of Oreochromis niloticus (Nile tilapia), 2044 nucleotides long. RefSeq names its product U6 snRNA biogenesis 1 (gene usb1). Gene Ontology annotation, biological process: U6 snRNA 3'-end processing. Gene Ontology annotation, cellular component: nucleus. The transcript has 7 exons. NCBI's taxonomy places the organism in Eukaryota, Metazoa, Chordata, Actinopteri, Cichliformes, Cichlidae. Gene Ontology annotation, molecular function: 3'-5'-RNA exonuclease activity. Bases 151 to 990 code for a protein of 279 amino acids. The record is from RefSeq and is a predicted model, not a curated record.